UGAGGGGGUAAAGGUCAACCCUGUUGAUGAGAAACAUGGCGGCUCCCAUUGACAGGAUGGGACUGCUCUUAUUGACCCUGUUGCCUGUGCUUUUUAGCAUCUCUGACGCUGUGGAUCGUAGUAACUUCAAAACAUGUGAACAAAGUGCCUUCUGCAAGCGUCAGAGAGAUGUGAAGCCUGGACAGUCUCCCUAUAGGGCCCUGCUGGAGACGUUGGAGCUCAGUGAUACACGCCUUACACUGCAGCUGAUCAACGACAACAACAAGGUGCGAUUACUGCUGGAGCUCUACAGACUGCAGGGGAACAUGACACGGGUCAAAAUUAAUGAGCUCAAACCGCUCAAGCCACGAUAUGAGGUGCCUGAUGUUCUUGUCAAAGACCCCCCUACUGAACCUCUCUCGGUGCUAAAUCGAGAUGAAAAUGGCGUGGUCCUCUCCCUCGGGGCGGACUCCCAGCGGCUCAUCAUCAGCGCCCGUCCCUUCCGUCUCGAUAUUGUGGACGGGCCGAACGUCCUGCUGUCCAUCAACUCCCGAGGCCUGCUGGUGUUUGAACACCUCCGCCUGCGCAAGGACACUAUCUCUCAUAAAAUAACUAGCACAGUCGGUAGCAUGUGGGAUAAGAUCAAGAACGUGUUCUCUAGUAAAAGUGAGACAGACACUGAACAGGAUGUGGAACAGAAUGUGGCUGAGAAGGGCGAGGGUGAGGAGGAGGUGAAGGAGGAGGAAGAUCAGCCAGGCAUGUGGGAAGAGACCUUCAAAUCUCACAGUGACAGCAAGCCCAAUGGCCCAACCUCAAUCAGUUUAGACUUCUCUUUUCCCGGAGUUGAACAUGUCUAUGGCAUUCCAGAACAUGCAGACACCCUCAAACUUAAAUCAACAGAAGGAGGGGACCCCUACCGGCUGUACAAUCUGGACGUGUUCCAGUACGAGCUCCACAACCCCAUGGCUCUGUAUGGCGCCGUACCCGUGCUCCUCUCGCACACCACAGACAGGACCAUGGGCGUCUUCUGGCUCAACGCCGCCGAGACCUGGGUGGACAUCAGUUCCAGUGCGUCCGUACAGGGUGGCAGUGAGAAGUCACAGACAGAUGUGCGUUGGAUCUCUGAGAGUGGCAUCAUUGACGUCUUUGUUAUGCUAGGACCCCGGCCCACUGACGUGUUCUCCCAGUACGCCUCCCUCACAGGUACUCAGUCUUUUCCCCCACUCGCUGCCUUGGCUUACCAUCAGUGCCGGUGGAACUACAAUGACCAGGAGGAUGUGAAGGCCGUGGACGAUGGCUUUGAUGAGCACGACAUUCCGUACGACUUCAUUUGGCUGGACAUUGAACACACAGAUGGCAAGCGCUACUUCACCUGGGACCCACUUAAGUUCUCUCAGCCUCGUGAAAUGCUUCAGAACCUGAAGGACAAAAAGAGAAAAAUGGUCACCAUUGUGGACCCUCACAUCAAAGUGGACAGCGGUUACAAGAUCCACAAAGAGAUCAGUUCAAAGGGUUUUUACAUUAAAAAUAAAGAUGGUGGUGACUAUGAGGGAUGGUGCUGGCCAGGGAAUGCCGGCUACCCAGACUUCACCAAACCUGAAAUGAGAGCCUGGUGGGCUAGUAUGUUUGCGUAUGACCAGUAUGAGGGCUCCAUGGAAAACCUCUACACAUGGAAUGACAUGAACGAGCCUUCCGUGUUCAACGGUCCUGAGGUCACUAUGCACAAGGAUGCGCUGCACGGGGCGUGGGAGCACAGGGAUGUCCACAACCUGUACGGCUUCUACGUGCAAAUGGCCACUGCCCAGGGUCUUAUCCAGAGGUCCGGCGGAGUGGAGAGGCCUUUUGUCCUGACCAGAGCUUUCUUCGCCGGAUCCCAACGUUAUGGUGCGGUGUGGACAGGGGAUAACGCGGCCGAGUGGGGCCACCUGAAGAUGUCCAUUCCCAUGUGUCUCAGCCUGGGCCUGGUGGGCAUCUCAUUCUGUGGAGCUGAUGUCGGCGGCUUCUUCAAGUCUCCCAACCCGGAGCUGCUGGUGCGCUGGUACCAGGCGGGCGCUUAUCAGCCCUUCUUCCGGGCUCACGCUCACCUGGACACCCCGCGGCGUGAGCCCUGGCUCUUCGGCCCGGAGAACACGGCGCUGAUCCGCGAGGCGGUGCGGCAGCGCUACACCCUGCUGCCCUACUGGUACCAGCUCUUCUACCACGCCCACCGCACCGGCCAGCCCGCCAUGAGACCUCUGUGGGUUGAGUACCCUGAAAAUGCUGCUACGUUUGCUAUUGAGGAUGAGUUCCUGCUGGGUAAAGACCUGCUUGUUCAUCCAGUCACUGAUGAAGGAUCACGUGGAGUAACAGCCCACUUGCCUGGGGAAGGAGAGGUUUGGUAUGAUGUCCAUACAUACAAGAAGCACCAGGGAAACCAAAAUCUUUACAUUCCUGUCACCAUGAACUCCAUUCCUGUCUUUCAGAGAGGCGGCUCCAUCAUCAGCAGGAAGGAGCGUGUCCGGAGGUCGUCCUUGUGUAUGCAAGAUGACCCGUACACUCUCUAUGUGGCUGUCAACGCACAGGGAACGGCAGAGGGAGAACUUUACAUUGACGAUGGCCACACCUUCAAUUACGAAAAGCAGCAGUUUAUUCACAGGCGUCUGACCUUUGCUGAAGGCGAAUUGUCAUCGAGCAACCUGUCUCCAGACUCUCAGUUCUCCACAGCCUCUUGGAUAGAGAAGGUGGUCUUCAUGGGAGUCACCAAACCUAAUGCUGCUACUCUCAGGACUGCUGGUGGCUUGGAGUCUGCUCUGGAGUUUGAGUUUGAACCGGCCACUGAGCUGCUCUCUCUGCGUAAGCCUGGUGUGAACGCAGGGGCCGACUGGACCAUUCAGCUACGGUAGCCCACGGCUGUGAGUGUGGACUCGCAUACGUCCUACGUCCUUCUCUGCUGUUAAAAAGCAGGGAAUGGUUAGCACUUACAGCUGUUUUACACACACACACACACACACACACACACACACACACACACACACACACACACACACACACACUCAGACACACACAUGCAUUCAAAGGCACUCAGUUUUACAGGGUGGAAGUUUGGAAUUAGGUGUCCAUUCAGGAAAAAUCCGUAGACAUAGGGGAUGGGAUUAACCUUUUAGACAUUUGUUCCUCUUCUGCCACCUGAAACCAGGCACUGAGACUUCAGCUUGCUAGGGCCGCAUUUUUAGACUAUUUCUUAGGAUCAUUUGAUCUAAGUUGGAACAGUUCUUUGAAAAUGAUUUUGACAAUGUCUUUCUUAGUGUUAUUUGUUUUGAUUAUGUUGUCAUACUUUUGGAAAAAAAAGAAUCACAUGAAUAAAAUAUACUCAGACACUCAGGUAUGUGAAAAGAGGUUGCACUUACAAACAGCUGUGUCCAAUGGAAUGGUUGGAUUUGGGGAUUGUUGUUCUUGUUGUUUGUUCUUAGUAUAAUUUUCAUUUACUUGAAUUUAUGGCAAGUGUUUACAUUUGCUAUUAAGUGACUAAAACUAAAGUAUUAUGACAUUUAAUGUUUAGUAAUGAUUCAAUAAAUAAACUGGCAGUUAAGAAAUCAAGUUACAUCAGUGAUGACAAGGUGCAGUGUACAUUCCACUACUCAUGUAGAAGAUGCCUGCAGCAAAAUUGACCAAAUGAAGGAUGAGGGUGACAUUUUAAAAUAUAAAAUAUUUUUACCAUAAUGGCCUCACUCUUCACAAUCGAGGCACAUUCUUUCCUAUAUGUUCAACAUGUCACCUCAUUUCUUGUUUAAGGGCUCAUAUGAUGUUACCUCAAGCAGUUGAUUUACCCUUUACAUAAAUACCACCAAAACUGAAUGGUGAGACGGACAAAUAUGGAGUCUUUUACUGCGUAAAACUGUCACAAGAAAUGCAGUUAAGUAUAGUAUUUGUAGGUUUUGAAUAACUUAUACAGUAUUAAAUAUGUCAUUAUAAGAAUGUGCUUAAAAUUGGACUAUAGAACAGGGGUGGGGUCUAUGGGUGGUAGGAUGUUAUUUUCAGCACUACCCUUCAACAAAUGAACUGGGUGACAAAAAUAAUAAAACAAACAGAUUCA
Messenger RNA from Alosa alosa (allis shad), 4051 nucleotides. RefSeq names its product glucosidase II alpha subunit a (gene ganaba). The transcript is spliced from 25 exons. The coding region runs from base 27 to 2861 and encodes 944 amino acids. Gene Ontology annotation, biological process: N-glycan processing; carbohydrate metabolic process. The record is from RefSeq and is a predicted model, not a curated record. Lineage: Eukaryota; Metazoa; Chordata; Actinopteri; Clupeiformes; Clupeidae. Gene Ontology annotation, molecular function: glucan 1,3-alpha-glucosidase activity; carbohydrate binding. Gene Ontology annotation, cellular component: glucosidase II complex.